AUAAAAAACCUAAGGCUCUCAACUUCUACACCAAAAAUAUCCUCUCCACACCCAAAGAACAUAAAGAAAAAAAGAAAACCCACCAACACAUCUCAGAUUCUCAAGUAGAGAGGCAGAGAAAACUUGCAGCAUAAUUCUUGGGUGUUCUUCAAUGGCAACUUCAAUUUCAGCAACUGGGUUUAAAGGAGGUUUUGGUACUACUUCUUCAUUUAUGGUUGGUGAAGACUAUGGCAUGUUGGCUAAGUCAGUGCCAAAACAUGUAAGGGUUGCAAAGCCUGUAAGAAUGGCUCCCAUGAUGAAGAACGUCAAUGAAGGGAAGGGUCUUUUUGCACCUAUUGUUGUUGUCACUCGCAAUAUAAUUGGCAAGAAAAGGUUUAACCAGCUUAGAGGCAAAGCAAUUGCCCUACACUCGCAGGUGAUUACUGAAUUCUGCAAAUCAAUAGGAGCAGACUCGAAACAAAGGCAAGGGCUGAUCAGGUUAGCGAAGAAGAAUGGAGAAAGACUUGGGUUCCUGGCUUGAGGAAAGGCAGAAAUACUUAAAAUUUAUCAAUCACCAGUUGAAAAACUUCAAACCCACAUCUUAUUUUGUUUAAAGAUUCUGAGAUGUAAAUGUUUCUCAUCAUGUGGCUACCUUUGAACCAUAAUGUUAAACAUAUUACCCUCGUUAUAUUCCCA
Molecule: messenger RNA, 675 nt
Organism: Manihot esculenta (cassava)
Lineage: Eukaryota; Viridiplantae; Streptophyta; Magnoliopsida; Malpighiales; Euphorbiaceae
Product: protein PROTON GRADIENT REGULATION 5, chloroplastic
Exons: 2
Coding region: 152-520 (122 amino acids)
Biological process (GO): response to high light intensity; photosynthetic electron transport in photosystem I
Cellular component (GO): chloroplast
Molecular function (GO): electron transfer activity
Source: RefSeq, a predicted model, not a curated record